CGCGGGAAAAUAGUAAACAAACCGCUUCAACCAAUUGUCGUAAAAAACAUGAACUUCACAGCUCCAAGAUGAUGGACAAACUAACAAGCUCCGAAAACAUCAAAACCUUCGUACACGAAAACCUAAAGGAGGAUCUUCGAGUGUACGAAAGGCAGCUGAAUGAAAUUAACGCAGAAACCGUAGAGUAUGUUCAUCUGAAACACAUGAUCGAAACGAUUCUUCUCAACCAGAAAAAUGGUGAAGGUUUCAAAACGCAAGUAAACAUCGGAGGAAACAUGUUCAUGAAGGCGCGGGCCGAUAAUGCUAGCCGCUUGCUGGUGGACAUCGGAUUGAAGGUGUACGUUGAGUUUACCAUCGACGAAGCGUUGCGGUUUGUAGAAAUGAGGAUCAAAGUGUUGACGAAACAGGCGGACGUAAUCCGAGAUAAGAGCAUUGAAACGAAAACCAAUAUUAAACUUGCACUGCUCGUCAUCGGCGAGGGUCAGCGUCUUCACAACGUAGAGGAACAACGAUAAAACAUUGUUAAACGUUAAAACAAGCUUAGAUUAGAAGUUACGAGUAUGCCCGAAAUAGAAGAGUUCGUUUUAACAGAAAA
This is a messenger RNA of Anopheles coustani, 595 nucleotides long. It is a transcript of the gene Uxt, whose product is annotated as protein UXT homolog. Gene Ontology annotation, cellular component: cytoplasm; prefoldin complex. Bases 69 to 515 code for a protein of 148 amino acids. The transcript is spliced from 2 exons. The record is from RefSeq and is a predicted model, not a curated record. Lineage: Eukaryota; Metazoa; Arthropoda; Insecta; Diptera; Culicidae. Gene Ontology annotation, biological process: protein folding; regulation of DNA-templated transcription.